AUGAUUUGUACAAUUCGCGAAAUUAAAGAUUGGAUGAAAGAUGCAGGAACACCGCUCAAAGUAUUGAGAAUAUCGAACGGCAAUAAAAAUAAUAAAGCAGUAUGGAUUGAUGGUGGCAUCCAUGGAAAUGAAUGGAUAACUACAUCUGUAGUUACGUACAUUGCAAAUGAAUUGAUCAAAAAUUGGAAUGCAACAGAUGUUCAAAAUAUCAAUUGGUAUAUUUUGGCCGUACAGAGUCCGGAUGGUUACAAAUAUGCUUAUGAGUCGGAUCGAUUUUGGCGAAAGAAUCGUACACCGACUGGCCAAAGCGAUUCCAUUGGGAUUGAUUUGAAUCGAAAUUACGAUUUCAAAUGGGGUGAAAGCGAUAGCGUUGGUAAUCCAAAUGACGAUACCUACGGUGGUAAAUCUGCCUUUUCUGAACACGAAACAUCGUCCAUUAAAACGUUCAUUCUCGAAACAAUGAAGGGAAAAUUCAGCGCUUUCAUCAGUUUUCAGGGUUAUGGUCAAAGUGUUAUGUACCCUGGAGGUAAUGAUGAAGAUUGUGAUAGUGUAGAAAAAGCUGCUAUACAAGGUGUAAAGCGCAUGAAAACAGUUGACAACCUAAAUUAUAAAGUUGGAACAUCACAGUCACUGUUCAAUGCUUCGGCAGCAGGUGCAGCAAGCGAAUGGGCCAAAAGUGUUGGCAUUAGGUACAGUUAUACAGUUAAUUUGCGUGACACUGGACGUUAUGGUUCCCUUUUACCGCCCAGGUUUAUCGAAACCACAGCCAAAGAAGCAAACGCAUUUGUCUUGGCCGUAUUGGAAGCCAUAAUUGGUGAGUCCAGAUAG
Messenger RNA from Contarinia nasturtii (swede midge), 828 nucleotides. RefSeq names its product carboxypeptidase B-like. NCBI's taxonomy places the organism in Eukaryota, Metazoa, Arthropoda, Insecta, Diptera, Cecidomyiidae. Gene Ontology annotation, biological process: proteolysis. Gene Ontology annotation, molecular function: metallocarboxypeptidase activity; zinc ion binding. Bases 1 to 828 code for a protein of 275 amino acids. The transcript has 3 exons. The record is from RefSeq and is a predicted model, not a curated record.